AUGGGCCGCAACACUGGUAGCGACGAGAACAAGCUGCGGGGUUACAAGGCAGCAACCCACAACCCCCGCGUCUCAAACGAGGCCAAAGCCCACGCCCAACAAGAAGCCGAGAAGCUCUCCAAUUAUGCCAGCGACGAUGACCGCCACGACGAGAACGUCAAGCGUGGACUGAAAGCUGCCAUGCAUAACCCUCGCGUCUCUGAGGGUGGCCGUCGCGGUGCGAAGGAUAGACUUAAUGAGAUGGGUGAGCCUGCAGAGUAA
Penicillium daleae is the source of this 261-nucleotide messenger RNA. RefSeq names its product Con-6 family protein. The transcript is spliced from 3 exons. The record is from RefSeq and is a predicted model, not a curated record. Gene Ontology annotation, cellular component: cytoplasm. NCBI's taxonomy places the organism in Eukaryota, Fungi, Ascomycota, Eurotiomycetes, Eurotiales, Aspergillaceae. The coding region runs from base 1 to 261 and encodes 86 amino acids.